AUGUCUUAACUGAAAAAUCAAAAGAACUCUCCAGGAUAUCAGAAUAACCAUCUUUAAUAGGGACCUAACUAACCACAAAUAAUUAGUCAACAAUCUAAAGUUCUCUCUGAUGAAUCACCUUUUAAUGUAUCAAAAAUAUUAAAAGCAAAAUAAUAACAAAGCAACAUUUUUAAUCUCCCUUAAAAAGAUUAAAUUGAUAUUUAGGCUCUAGCAAAUUAAAAUGCUGAAAGUAGUAAUUCAAUUUAAUUUAGAACUACUUCCCUAUGACAUUUUUUGGUGGAAUAGUUAAAAUGUAAAAGCUAAUCAGAAAUAGGAUUAACUUUCCUAUUAAAUCCCUAAUUCCCAAAUCAUUCAAAGUAGACCUCAAACAAGCCCUUAAUAAAGAUUUGAAUUAGAGUAAGUUCCUAACUAUUCUGAACUAACAGAAGAAUAAUUUUUAUAAAUGUAACAGCAAUAAUACUAAUUAUUUUUAUAAUAACACUAAUAGUAAUAAAAGCAUUAAUCUAAAUCAUAAGAAUAACAUAAUGAUAAAUAAAAACAUUAAAAUCUCAAUUAAGAUUCAAAACCAAAUGCUUAUAACUUAAUGAAUGAAAAUAAUUAGAUGAUAUAAACAGCAUCGUUUAAUGAAAAACAAAGAUAAAUAGAACCAAAAUUUUAAGAAAAUGAAAUUAAGAAUUAAUAAAAAUAAGAAAAAUAACAAUUUAAAAAGGAACAAAAGAAAUAAAUUUUGAAUUAAUUAUAAAAUCCAGAAAAAUUAUAUAAUAAAAUUAAUAAUCCAAAUAUUGAAUUAAAACAAAGAAACCCAAAUUUUUCUGAUGUAUUAGGUAAUGGAUUAGAAAAAUAUUAUCAAUAAAAACCUUAAUAGACAACUAUAAAAAGAUCUCUUUAAGAUUAAUUAUAAGAAAGUGAAUUAUAUGGAGUUAAUUAUCAUUAGAGAUAAUUAUUGAAAGGAAUGAGUUCAUAAAUGGAUACACAUAAGUAUUAUGAUCAAAUGUUAGAUAAACAAAAUUAAAAUCAAAUUAAAUUAUAGUAACCAAAAAGCACAUCAAAAUCACCUUAGGGAUCUCCUGGAAAAAUACUUGAGAAGGAUGAUACAUUAUUUACCAAAAGUUAUUAUACAGAAUUAACAAUAAGAGGAAUGGGUAAAGAGAUUAAUUGGGAAAAAUUGACAAAUCAACUCAAUAUUCAUUAAAUGAAUAUAGCAGAUAUUGAUGUUGUUAAAAAUAAACAAGGUUAAAUUAAGUAGCAUAAGAUUAUAAUAAAACAUUUAGAUUCAGUAAAUUUAUAAAAUGUAAAAUAAUGGGUAAUUACUCAAGGAGGAAGAAUAGUUGAAGAAAAAUAAAUAAAAUAAGAUGAAUUUUAAAGACUCUAAUAAAUUAAAGAUGGAUCUAAAUAAAGACCUUUAAAGAUUUCAGAAGAAAAGGAAAAAUUGAAAUAAUAAUAAAAGAAAAGACCAGCUAGUGCUAUUCCAAAUCAAAAAUAAAAGAAAUGA
Molecule: messenger RNA, 1492 nt
Organism: Paramecium pentaurelia
Lineage: Eukaryota; Ciliophora; Oligohymenophorea; Peniculida; Parameciidae
Source: the annotation of a GenBank genome assembly